GUUUAUCAUUUUAUGAUACAGUGUAAUAGAAUAAUAAAAACUAACCACGUGUAAAAUGGUCCGACUCGCAGAGUUAGCUGGUGAUGAAUCAUCUGGUGAUCAGUCACGGACGUUCGUCUUUCAGGACGAAGGACAUACAUUAGGAAAUGCUCUUCGGAGUAUAAUUGCGCACUACCCUGACGUUGAUUUUUGUGGUUACACGGUACCACAUCCUGCAGAAGCUAAAAUGCAUUUUCGAAUUCAAAUGAAAAAAAACGGACGUGCUAUAGAUGCACUAAGACGUGGUCUCAAAGAUUUAGAUGAAGUUUGUGAUCAUGUUAACCAGGUUUUUACUGAAAAAUAUGAAGCAUUUGUAAAUCAACAAUAACUUCUUUAAUAUAUAAAAUAAUUAAUUUUUUUUUACAUUUUAUUUUUAUAAUAUUAAUAUUUAUUGUACAAGAACUAUAGUAUUUAAUUAAAA
Messenger RNA from Microplitis demolitor, 460 nucleotides. RefSeq names its product probable DNA-directed RNA polymerases I and III subunit RPAC2 (gene l(2)37Cg). Gene Ontology annotation, molecular function: DNA binding; DNA-directed RNA polymerase activity; protein dimerization activity. Gene Ontology annotation, cellular component: RNA polymerase I complex; RNA polymerase III complex. NCBI's taxonomy places the organism in Eukaryota, Metazoa, Arthropoda, Insecta, Hymenoptera, Braconidae. The record is from RefSeq and is a predicted model, not a curated record. Gene Ontology annotation, biological process: DNA-templated transcription. The transcript is spliced from 3 exons. Bases 56 to 367 code for a protein of 103 amino acids.